Messenger RNA from Oryza brachyantha (malo sina), 1794 nucleotides. Its product is annotated as flowering locus K homology domain. Gene Ontology annotation, cellular component: nucleus; cytoplasm. Gene Ontology annotation, biological process: regulation of gene expression. The coding region runs from base 122 to 1639 and encodes 505 amino acids. Lineage: Eukaryota; Viridiplantae; Streptophyta; Magnoliopsida; Poales; Poaceae. The transcript is spliced from 7 exons. Gene Ontology annotation, molecular function: mRNA binding. The record is from RefSeq and is a predicted model, not a curated record.
GCUCCCAAAUCCGCACCGCUCCCGUGCUCUCCCCUCCUCUCCUCUCAAAACCCUCCACGGCGGCGGCGGCGGCGCGUCCUCUCCGGCGAGCCCUGGUCCCCGUCGUCCUCCGUAGGGAAAUAUGGAUGGGCACACCGAGAGUCCUGUGGAGCAUGACAUGAGUGGGAUUGCCAACGAGGAGCAGGCCAUUCCUCUCGGCGAUGUGCCAGAGCAGUACAAGGAAGAUCCAGAGAAUACAUAUGAUGAAGAAUCCAAAGACCCAAGCUAUGAAGAAUCAGGGAUCCCAUACAAUGAAGACCAGCUGGACAUGAAUGAUGGAAAUGCGGGGCAUCAGAAUGAAGAGGACCAAGCUAUCCCCUCAGAAGAAGCUUUGGGAGAGCAGCAGGGCAAUGCAGAAAAUGAUGACAAGAAAUGGCCUGGUUGGCCUGGAGAAAGUGUGUUUCGUAUACUGGUUGCAGCCCAAAAAGUUGGUGCCGUCAUUGGUCGAAAAGGGGAAUUUAUCAAAAAAAUGUGUGAGGAAUCCAGAGCUCGCAUCAAGGUGCUUGAUGGACCACCAGGGGUACCAGAUAGAGCUGUAAUGAUUUCAGCAAAGGAUGAACCAGAUGCACUAGUACCUCCUGCUGUUGAUGGACUGCUUAGAGUUCACAAGCGGAUAACAGAUGGUUUAGAUGUUGAACCUGAUCAACCUCAACGUGCUGCAGCUGGAGGACCAACACGGCUACUGGUGCCAGCUUCUCAAGCUGGCAGUCUGAUUGGCAAACAAGGAGCAACCAUUAAAUCCAUACAGGAUGCUUCGAAGUGUGUUCUCCGAAUUCUUGAAAGUGUACCACCUGUUGCAUUAAGUGAUGACCGAGUUGUUGAGAUACAAGGUGAACCUACAGAUGUUCACAAAGCAGUGGAACUGAUUGCAAGCCACUUAAGAAAAUUUCUUGUUGAUCGCAGUGUUCUCCCUUUGUUUGAAAUGCAGAUGAAAGUGCACAGUGCACACAGAGAGCAACCUAUGCCACCUCCUCAGACGUGGGGUCCUCCUCCACCUUGGGGUCAUCCAUCAAACCUUCCUCCUGGUGGCCCGGGUUAUGCUGGGAAUCCACAGUUCAUGCCUCCGCGGCCUCAAGACCACUAUUAUCCUCCUCCUGAUGUGCCUCCUGUGGAGAAGCAACCACACUAUGGAAUUUCUUCAUAUGGCCGUGAUGCACCUCCUAGUGGCGCUCCCCCUGCCUCAGGGAAUCAGCACACACCACAUGGCUCUUCUCAAGUGACCCACAGUAUGCAAGUUCCUCUUUCCUACGCUGAUGCCGUCAUUGGGGCAGCUGGUGCCAGUAUCAGCUACAUCCGCAGGCAUAGUGGUGCAACAAUAAGCAUUCAAGAAGGUGUUCCUGGAGAAAUGACGGUGGAGAUAACAGGAAGUGCUUCACAAGUUCAAACUGCUCAGCAACUGAUCAAGAAUUUCAUGGCUGAAGCAUCUCCCCAAGGCCCCCCACAGGCUCCUGCUCCACCUUCUCAACCAGUCGACGCGGGCUACAGCUCCUACCCACCAUACGGAGGAACAUCAUACGGAUCCCCCCCUGGCAGCGCAGGUCCUCACAACGGAGGAAGCUAUGGCGGCGCACCACCCUACCCUCCGAGCUACGGAUACUAGUUGCGCCCAGGCUUUAGAGUGUGGGAUCUUUUGGUUUUGUUGGUUCUCAUCUGUCUCGAAGAACUCUCAGAUUAUUGGUUGUUAGGACUUCCCUGAACUUUUCAGUGGUGCAGACUGCUUUCUGACGGCGGCACCAACUGUUUCCUGUUUCCUCA